Gavialis gangeticus (Gharial) is the source of this 1657-nucleotide messenger RNA. Its product is annotated as peripherin-like. Gene Ontology annotation, cellular component: axon; plasma membrane; type III intermediate filament. The transcript has 7 exons. NCBI's taxonomy places the organism in Eukaryota, Metazoa, Chordata, Crocodylia, Gavialidae. The annotation marks the transcript as partial. The record is from RefSeq and is a predicted model, not a curated record.
GGGCAGGAGCUGCGGGACAUGCAGGAGAGCGCCCAGAGCCAGCAAGUGCAAGUGGAGAUGGAGCAGGUCAAGCCAGACCUGACGGCGGCUCUGCGAGAGAUCCGCACCCAGUACGAGAGCAUCGCCGUGAAGAACCUGCAGGAGGCCGAGGAGUGGUACAAGUCCAAGUUUGCCGACCUGUCAGACGCAGCCAACCGGAACCACGAGGCGCUGCGCAUGGCCAAGCAGGAGAUGAACGAGUCCCGGAGGCAGAUCCAGAGCCUGACCUGCGAGGUGGACGGCCUCAAAGGAACCAAUGAAGCGCUGCUGCGGCAGAUGCGGGAGCUGGAGGAGCAGUGCGGGGUGGAGAUCAACAGCUACCAGGACACGGUGAGGCGGCUGGAGCAGGAGAUCCAGCACAUGAAGGAGGAGAUGGCACGGCACCUGCGUGAGUACCAAGACCUGCUCAAUGUCAAGAUGGCGCUAGACAUCGAGAUCGCCACCUACCGCAAGCUGCUGGAGGGCGAGGAGAGCAGGAUCACCGUGCCCAUGCAGCUCAUGCCCUCUUUCACCAUGAAAAGCUCGGUGCCAGAGCCGGAGCUGGUGCCAGUGGUGGAGACGCACACCAGGAAAAUGGUUCUGAUCAAAACGAUUGAGACCCGGGAUGGAGAGGUGGUGACGGAGUCGCAGAAGGAGCAGCGAGCGGAGUCAGAGAAGUGACCCCUGCACCAGGCUCCGCGCAGCCCCCCACUGCAGCCCCUCCCCCCCACGCCGCACCGGCCUUACACGACUACUGAUACCUCUGAGCCCCGGCACCCCUGCACACCCAACUUCCACCGGCCCAUGGUGCUCGGGGAUGGGAGAGCAGAGCAAUAACCCCUCCUGGGCAGGGGCUGCUGGCAGGGAGGGACCUAGGAGUCCUGCCCUGCCCCGCCCCCACCCAGCCUCCCCUUGCCCUGCCUCCUCCGGGGCCCUCCACCUUCCUCUGAAGCAUCAGGACCUGCCUCACCAACACCACUGGCACCAGGAGGGGGGCAGAGCCCGGUGCUGGUAGAGGCUGACACCAGGAUCCAGGACCACCUGUCACCUGCAGGGCUGUAUCCUGGGCCUGGUGUGGCCUGGGCCCCCCGCGGAGCCAGAGGCGGGUGCCAGCACUGCUGCUGCUGUUCGAGUGUGGUGCCCGUAGCGAGUGCUUCCCGCCCAGAGCCAGAGUCCCACCCGGCCCAAAGGGCUGAUACCAAAGCUGCCCCACUUUUAUACCAUAACCCAUCUCCCUGCUUCCAGCGCAGACUUGGCCCGGGGUUCACCGAAGCCAGAGGGCCUGGGGUGGUGGCAUCCAUCUGGCACAAGCCUGGGCUGUUCCUUAACCCCAGCUCUUUUCUUGGGGCUGGGGGCUCCGCAGCUCCCCGUUCUGUGCUUUGCUCCCCCUCUGUCACACUCGGUGCCUCUGCCUCAGCAUCCUCUUCCUCUGCCUCGGUCCCCUCUGGACUAGGCCAGGGGGAUGAGACUGGGGCUACUCAGCCAGCUGCCCCCCUUCCCCUCUGGCCCUGUAGGCCCCCCCCACAACCCGCUGCAGGAGUUGCUGUGGUGCUCCUGGGUCUUCCCCGACCUGCCUGAACAGGGACGGACCCCAACCUUGUAUCUGCUUGUCCAGCCAAUAAAGAGCCUAGUGAGGAGC